CGUACCACGGUUCCAACGAGCGGGCACUCCUCAAUGUAAACCUGGAAAUGGGGUUCCCUCACGCUUCUUCACGCGAUAGUCUGGUGGAGUUUUCCGAAACAACUCCUCAUAGCGUCUGUCUGUUGGAGACGUCCGACGGCAUUCCAAAUCCCCUGCCCAGGUCUAAGCCAGCCUAUUGCGACGGACUACACCAAGCCUGCACCAAGAAAAGAAGCAGUCCAGAAUUGGGUCUGACAGCCGUCACAUCCUGGUCGCUGGGAUCUCCCAGUGACCCAGGCGUAUGGGCCCUUCGUCGGCUGUGGAUGAUCCCAACUCUGUCCGAGUUUUGACCCCUUCGUUCGGGCCCAUUCGGUAAUAACCUGUGCUAUUAUAGACAAGGCCACUCUAUGAUUCCAAAGCCCGGCUAAACGAGGUUCUCAUGGAGACAAUGGCUCUGUCGUAUGCACCAAGGAGAAUCGCCUCACUCGUAACCAGCGAAGACAGGUUAGAGCCGUGGAGACUCGUGACAGAAUGCGGCCGCUCAUUGCCUCCCAUCUGACAAAGGUCGAUCCAUGGUCUCCUCACACAGCUCUUUCAGGUACCAGGUACUUUUGGCUUCCUUCCUAGAAGUCCUUGCUUCGUGCUAUUAGGUCCUAUUCCACCUCCUGCCGAAGCUAUGAUCUGCUUUCGGGGAACCUGCA
Aspergillus vadensis CBS 113365 is the source of this 680-nucleotide messenger RNA. RefSeq lists its product as uncharacterized. The record is from RefSeq and is a predicted model, not a curated record. Bases 48 to 329 code for a protein of 93 amino acids. Lineage: Eukaryota; Fungi; Ascomycota; Eurotiomycetes; Eurotiales; Aspergillaceae. The transcript has a single exon.